Molecule: messenger RNA, 1221 nt
Organism: Serinus canaria (Common canary)
Lineage: Eukaryota; Metazoa; Chordata; Aves; Passeriformes; Fringillidae
Gene: ASF1A
Product: anti-silencing function 1A histone chaperone
Exons: 4
Coding region: 314-928 (204 amino acids)
Biological process (GO): DNA replication-dependent chromatin assembly
Cellular component (GO): nucleus
Molecular function (GO): histone binding
Source: RefSeq, a predicted model, not a curated record
CUCGGUGCCCGCCGUGCCCGCGGAGGGAGGGCCCUCGCCCGGCGAGCGGCCAAUCCGGGCGAGCGCUGGCGGCGAGCAGGGGCAGAAUGGGCUGUAGUUGAGCGAAAUAGGGAAAGCGGCGAACAGUGUGGAGCGUUCCCGGUGUAAAUAAAAGGGGGGGCGAAAAAAAAAAAAAAAGUUUGUGGAAGUCGCCGCCCUGCAGCCUCGCUCGGGCAGCGGCGCGGGGGCUUGUGCGGUGCGGGAGCCCGGCACGGAGGACUUUAGUGCGCGGCGUUAACACGCUCUGCCUAUUGUUUGUGUUUUUUUCCAAAAUAUGGCAAAGGUUCAGGUGAACAAUGUAGUGGUGUUGGAUAAUCCUUCUCCUUUCUACAAUCCUUUUCAGUUCGAAAUCACAUUCGAGUGCAUAGAGGACCUGUCUGAAGAUUUGGAAUGGAAAAUAAUUUAUGUGGGUUCAGCUGAAAGUGAAGAGUAUGAUCAGGUGUUAGACUCUGUUUUAGUUGGACCUGUUCCUGCAGGCAGACACAUGUUUGUAUUUCAGGCUGAUGCACCUAACCCAGGGCUUAUUCCAGAUGCAGAUGCAGUAGGUGUAACAGUUGUGCUAAUUACAUGCACUUACCGAGGUCAAGAAUUUAUUAGAGUCGGCUACUAUGUAAACAAUGAAUAUACUGAAACAGAACUGAGAGAGAAUCCACCAGUAAAGCCAGAUUUUUCUAAGCUUCAAAGGAAUAUUUUGGCAUCUAAUCCCAGAGUCACAAGAUUCCACAUUAAUUGGGAGGACAACACUGAAAAAAUGGAAGAUGCAGAGAGCAGUAACCCAAAUCUACAGUCCUUGCUUUCCACAGAUGCAUUACCUUCAGCAUCAAAGGGAUGGUCAACAUCAGAAAAUUCACUAAAUGUUAUGUUAGAAUCUCAUAUGGACUGCAUGUGACUAACCACCAUCCUUUUGGUACUGUAUAUGUGUUAAACUGUAAAAACAACCAGAACUAUUUCCCUCAAAUUCCAUAAGUACAUAGUUGGAGCAAUGUGAAGAACUUGUUUUAAAACAUCCUGUAGAAAGUUUAUAAAAAAAAAAAAAACCAAACCAGAAAAAACCCAACAAACAAACAGUAUUUGAGCAGAUUGUGAAAUAUAAAUACAACUAUUUUUAAGUAAUUGCUUUUUUUUUCUAAUGUGUUAUUCUAUGUGGUCUAAACCAAACCUGAUUAAAGUAUAUGUAUUCUC